Messenger RNA from Uloborus diversus, 2582 nucleotides. It is a transcript of the gene kel, whose product is annotated as kelch-like protein 3. Gene Ontology annotation, molecular function: protein binding. The record is from RefSeq and is a predicted model, not a curated record. Bases 204 to 2003 code for a protein of 599 amino acids. NCBI's taxonomy places the organism in Eukaryota, Metazoa, Arthropoda, Arachnida, Araneae, Uloboridae. The transcript is spliced from 10 exons.
UGGCAUUUAAUAUUCUCUUCGGUUUCCCAGGUUAAAACUAGGAAGCAAUGUGAGCUAUUAAAGAAGCAAAAAAAAUUAUGAUACAUAGGAUGUUUGUUCGUUAACGAAGACGACUAUCGGCGACACCGGUAGGUCAAGUUUAACGAGAUAUUUAUGGAUGACGGGGUGAAGAGAUUCGACAGCUCUUUUAAAUUUUCUUAGCGAUGUCUAGUUGCUUGUCAGAAAUUGAAGAUGCAAAGCCACGGAAAAUGGAUCUGUCUCGCAACCGUGGCAUCUCAAUUACAGCAUCCAGUGAUGUUUGUAUUGGCGAAAAACCUCCCUACAAAAAUCCACAUCAUACUCAAAAGGCAUUUGAAGUUAUGAAUAUUUUAAGAAAGCAGAACCUUUUGUGCGAUGUCACAUUAAUUGCAGAUGGAGUUGAAAUUGCUGCACAUAAAAUGGUGUUAGCAUCAUGUAGUCCAUAUUUUUAUGCAAUGUUUACAAGUUUCACAGAAAGCAAAGCUGAGAAAAUUACUAUUCAGGGUGUUGAUGGCCAAGCAUUACAACUUUUAGUAGAUUAUGUAUAUUCAUCUGAAAUACAAGUUACAGAAGAAAAUGUUCAGGUACUUCUACCUGCUGCUCAUUUGUUGCAGUUAACUGAUGUGCGUGAUGCAUGUUGUGAGUUUUUACAAGGACAGCUACACCCUUCCAAUUGUCUUGGUAUUCGUGCAUUUGCAGACCUACAUGGUUGUUUAGAAUUGCUCAACUAUGCCGAAGCUUAUACCGAGCAGCAUUUUGUAGAAGUUGUAGAAAGUGAGGAGUUUUUAGCUUUAUCUCCAUCUCAAGUAUGCAAAUUAAUUUCCAGUGAUAAACUUGCUGUGCCAUCUGAAGAAAAGGUUUUUGAAGCUGUAAUGGCCUGGGUUAAUAAUGAUCUCCAAAAUCGACAAGACUAUCUUGCUCAAUUAAUGGAACAUGUCCGUUUACCAUUGCUUUCUCAAGAAUACCUUGUCCAGAGAGUUGAAGAAGAGCCACUUCUGAAAUCGAAUCACUUAUGCAAGGAUUUCUUAAUUGAAGCCAUGAAAUAUCAUCUACUUAAAGGAGAACAGAAGGUCAUGUAUAAAACACCUAGAACUAAGCCACGAACUCCCAUUGGUCGACCUAAGAUAUUAUUGGUUGCUGGUGGUCAAGCACCUAAAGCUAUUAGAAGUGUUGAAUGCUAUGAUUUCAAAGAAGAGAAGUGGUAUCAGCUAGCAGAACUUCCUACAAGAAGGUGCCGAGCUGGUCUUGCAGUUCUGAAUGGUUUUGUUUAUGCAGUUGGUGGAUUUAAUGGUUCUUUACGUGUAAGAACGGUUGAUGUUUAUGAUCCUGUAAGAGAUCAGUGGAGUCAAGCCCCAAGCAUGGAAGCUAGGCGAAGCACUUUAGGUGUAGCUGUUUUAAAUAAUUGUAUCUAUGCAGUGGGCGGUUUUGAUGGUUCGACUGGUCUUAACAGUGCUGAGUGUUUUGAUGUAAAGUCAGAAGAGUGGAGAACUAUUGCUCCAAUGAGUACAAGACGCAGUAGUGUUGGAGUUGGGGUGUUAAGCGGUUUAUUAUAUGCAGUGGGAGGUUAUGAUGGUGCAUCAAGACAAUGUUUAGGGACAGUUGAACAGUAUGACCCUGAAAAUGAUUCCUGGAUACCUGUCGCUGAAAUGUCAGCAAGGAGAAGUGGGGCUGGUGUGGGGGUUCUAGAUGGAUUACUGUAUGCUGUUGGUGGGCAUGAUGGACCUUUAGUGAGAAAAAGUGUAGAAUGCUACAAUCCAGAAUCCAAUUCUUGGACAUCAGUGGCAGACAUGAUGAUGUGCAGGCGAAAUGCUGGUGUUGUAGCAGUUGAAGGCAUGCUAUAUGUUGUGGGAGGGGAUGAUGGCUCAUCUAAUUUGUCAUCUGUUGAAGUGUACUGCCCCAAGUCUGACUCAUGGAGCAUGUUGUCUUCUUUUAUGACAAUUGGUCGCAGCUAUGCUGGUGUUGCCAUUGUUGACAAACCUCUGUAAAAGGCUGUGAUUGUGAAAUUAUCUCACUCUGCUCUUAUCUGUUAAUUAGUGUACAUAUGUUAAUAUGAAUGUUUAUAUUUAUUUUAAUUUGUGUUUUACUUUAUUUUCAAAAUGCAAAUGACUUCCUGUUGUAUAAACUUGAUAUGCAACGAAAAUUGUCAGCAACAAUUGCACUUUGGACUUGGAAAGAAAAACACAAAAACUAAAAAAAAUCUCUGAACGAGCAUAUACAUAAACAAAGCAAUCUUUUUAAUUGGUGUAAAAAUAUGAAAAAUACUAAAAUACUAUUUAGCUUAAUAAAAUGAAUAAAUAUAUUUUUAGUAAGCAUCAAGUGAUAUCUUGUUCACUACUUUAAAUGAUAAAUCUGAAAAAAGUUCUUGUGCAAUUUUAGAUAAAAAUUUGAUAAAUCAAAAAUAUUUUGAAAGUAAUACUUUUUAACAAAAAAUAAUCAAAAUGUUUUCAUUAUUUUGACUAAUUUUAAUGCAUCUGCAUAAAUUUUUAGUACUCAUACAAAAGCUUAAAAAUUUACAUGAUCUAUGUAUUAAAUUUCAUUCAGUUAUUCAAUUCAGUUAGGUUCAG